Messenger RNA from Lathyrus sativus (Indian pea), 789 nucleotides. NCBI's taxonomy places the organism in Eukaryota, Viridiplantae, Streptophyta, Magnoliopsida, Fabales, Fabaceae. The record is from the annotation of a GenBank genome assembly.
AUGCCCAAACAUAAUAAUCUUACGACGGAUGAGACAACACAAAACUCGAGAACUACUUUUACUCGGGCACCACCCCAUCAAAGAAACAAAUCUUCUGUUUGGAACCACUUCACUCCUGAUCCAGAUUUGAUUGGAAUAGCUAGAUGCAACUACUGUGACUCUAAGUUAAAGUCCAAUAGUGGAACGACUUCCAUGGCCGGACAUUCAAAGAUAUACAAGAGUAACCCAAAUAGUGAAGCAAAUAAGAGAUUGAAAACAACCCCAUCAUCAACAACAAAUGUGACUUCUCCUUCAACAAUUGUGUUAGGAAAAUUUGACCAAGAGAAAUGUAGGCAGGCAAUGGUUGAUAUGAUUGUGGAAAUAGAGCUUCCAUAUAUGCAUGCAGAUCAUAAAGCUUUUCGUCGUUGUAUGAGUGUAUUGCAACCAAGAUUUAUUCCAAUCUCCCGAAGCACAGUAGCACGUGAUGUUUUGGCUUUAUGGGAUUUUGAAAGGGAAAAAUUGAAGACCUUUCUUUCCCAACAUUGUCGAAGCGUGUGCUUGACCACAUAUGGUUGGACUUCAUGUCAAAACAUGACUUACACGUGCAUAACAACACAUUUUAUAGACAACAACUGGAAUUUACACAAAAAGAUUUUGAGUUUUGUUAGGGUCUUAAGUCAUUCAGGAGAAGUAAUAGCAAAUACAGUUGCAAAAUGCUUGGACAAUUGGGGGUUGAAUAAUGUUUUAAGUGUGACUGUUGAUAAUGCGGCAUCAAAUGAUCGUGGGAUUGAAAAUCUAAAAAAAGGCUAA